CCCUUCCGGUGUAAUAUAGAUAGAAAUAAAGAGAGCCAAAACAAGCAGAUGAGAGCAGCAAUGGCAAACUCUGACACUCAUACUUUCCCUCUUCAUCACUGCCAUAUCCACAAACUACAGGCAUAUCUUUAUCGAGCACAUUUCCUUGUUCAUAUGUUAGCCUUAGUAGCUAUUUUCUACUACAGAGCAACCUUUUUUCUUAACAAAACUAGUUUUGCAUAUCAUGCAGUUCCUUUUUUACCUUGGCUUCUAAUGUUUGGUGCUGAGCUCCUAUUCGCAUUCAUUUGGUUCCUCAAGCAACCCUUCUACUGGUGGCCCGUUACUCGGACCGUCUUCCCAGAGAGGCUGCCUAAGGAUGAUGUAUUGCCUGCAAUCGACGUCUUUUUAUGCACAACCGAUCCUAAGAAGGAACCAACUUUUGAGGUCAUGAAUACUGUUAUAUCUGCCAUGUCUUUGGAUUAUCCUGCUGAUAAACUAAGUAUUUAUUUAUCAGAUGAUGGAGCUGCCUCUGUGACGUUGUAUGGUAUAAAAGAGGCUUGGGUAUUUGCAACUUGGUGGUUACCUUUUUGUAAGAAGUACAAUGUUAAGACUGUAUGUCCUCGAGCCUAUUUUAAGCAGCCUGAGCCUGUGCAUGAGCCCGAGUCCAUGGAGGCAAGUCGGCGCAGCGAGUUUAUCGAUGAUAGAAACAUAGUUCAGGACAAAUAUGAGGUUUUCAAAUCGCGAGUGCAAAGCAAGUCAGGCACUGGGGAGAUUGAUGGCGGUUUUAAGACAAGUGCCCAAGAUCAUUCAUCAUUUGUUCAGGUCAUAAAUCGCAGUAGUAUAGAAGAUGAUGCUGCAACUGCAAUCAUAAAUCCAGAACAUGUAGUGAUGCCUUCCGUUGUAUAUGUUGCCCGUGAAAAAAGACCUUCUCAUCCACAUAACUUUAAGGUGGGAGCUCUUAAUGUUCUACUCAGGGUUUCCGCCAUGUUCAGCAAUUCUCACUACAUUCUAGUUCUAGACUGUGAUAUGUACUGCAACGACUCAAAAUCAGCCCGACAAGCAAUGUGUUUCUAUCUUGAUCCUAAGAUUUCACCCACGUUAGGCUGGGUUCAAUAUCCCCAGACAUACUAUAAUGUUAAUGAGAAUGACAUCUAUGACAGUCGGAUGAGAUUUCUAUGAAAUGUAUAUUGGCCUGGGGCAGACGGUCUUCAAGGACCAGUCAUAUCUGGUACUAAUUUUUACAUCAACAGGAAGGCAUUGUAUGGCUUUAGUAUCUAUAAUGGUAAUGACAUAAAGGAACUAACAGAUAUAUAUGGUUUUUCCAAUGAGCUUAUCAAAUCUUUAAGCCGACAUGAGAUGCCCAAGGAAAUCGAGCACCGAGAGCUAUGCUCUGUUUCAGUAAAAGAAGCCCAAUUCUUAGCCUCUUGCGCUUACGAAGAGAACACUAAAUGGGGCCUUUUUUUGCAGGUUGGUUUUCGGUAUGAAAGUGUAGUGGAAGAUGCAAUGACAGGUUAUAUGUUACAGAGCAAAGGGUGGAGAUCAGUUUACUUGAAGCCUUCAAGGCCACAAUUUUUGGGUGCUGGUACGAUUAAGCUCAAUGAACUUUUGAUUCAAAAUACCAGAUGGACCUCAGGACUUGUUCAAAUAGGCCUGUCCAAAUAUUGCCCCCUUAUCUACAGUCCAUCAAAAAUGCAUAUUCUUCACAGGAUAUCUUCUUCUUGGGUCACACUGUAUCCUCUUGGUUUUAUAUCAGUCUGGUGUUUCACUACCAUUCCUCUGAUUAGUUUCCUUUUCGGCGUUCCUUUAUAUCCCAAGGUCUCAGAUACGUUUUUCACAGCAUUUGCUUUUGUGUUUAUAUCAUCCUUGCUGAAGCUUCUAUGUGAAGUUAUAGUUACAGGAGGGUCAGUAAGAACAUGGUUGAAUGAACAAAGGAUUUGGAAGAUUAAGUGGCUUGCAAUUUAUGCUUAUGGAGUUCUGGACAGUGUAUUGACGAAACUCAGGCUCCGAAAAGCUAGUUUCAUACCUACUAAUAAAGCUGAGGACAAAGAUACAGUUAGAUUGUACGAAAAGGGAAAGUUCGACUUUAGGACAUCCAACAUGUUUCUUGUUCCUCUGGUGACUGUGGUUACUUUAAACCUCUGUUGCUUUGUUGGCGGAGUUGCAAGACUGGCUGCUGUUGGAAAUUGGGAUACCAUGUUUGCUCAAGCUGUCCUCUCAUUUUAUGGUUUGAUCAUGAGUUUUCCAGUAAUGGACGCCAUGCUUUUAAGGCAGGACAACGGAUGCAUUCCGUUAUCCACUACUUUGACAUCUACCAUGACUGCUCUUGUUUUACUGAGCUUUGGACAUUUGAUUCUCUUGCGUUAAGGGAUGGAUGUAUGGUGUUCCUUAUGUCCCGUUGUUUUUCGGUUGCAAGGAAUUUGACAAUGAUAUAUGUAAUUAUUGUUGUUAUCUGUUGUAUUAUAUUACGUUUGGUUUACUAUUUUUAUACUAAAAAAAAUCAAAUAACUUACCAAUUUCAUUUCA
Molecule: messenger RNA, 2502 nt
Organism: Beta vulgaris subsp. vulgaris (sugar beet)
Lineage: Eukaryota; Viridiplantae; Streptophyta; Magnoliopsida; Caryophyllales; Amaranthaceae
Product: cellulose synthase-like protein E6
Exons: 8
Biological process (GO): cellulose biosynthetic process; plant-type primary cell wall biogenesis
Cellular component (GO): trans-Golgi network; plasma membrane
Molecular function (GO): cellulose synthase (UDP-forming) activity; mannan synthase activity
Source: RefSeq, a predicted model, not a curated record